Molecule: messenger RNA, 3500 nt
Organism: Strongylocentrotus purpuratus (purple sea urchin)
Lineage: Eukaryota; Metazoa; Echinodermata; Echinoidea; Camarodonta; Strongylocentrotidae
Exons: 22
Coding region: 1-3381 (1126 amino acids)
Source: RefSeq, a predicted model, not a curated record
AUGGCUAAAGUCGGAGCCCUGACUGGAGGAUGGUCUGCCAAAACAAACGAUUUGAACCAGUGGAUUCAGGUUGAUCUUUUAGCUACGUACAGCAUCGUAAGAGUGGCAACACAAGGUCGUGAGGAUUAUUCCCAGUGGGUAACCAGCUUCAAGAUUGCCUGCAGUAUGGAUAGUAUUACCUUUGAUACAGUUAAAGACCCCACUAACACCGACAACGACAAUAUCUUUCCCGGCAAUAGUGAUCGAAACACCGUGGUUUACAAUCGCUUUCCCGUGCCAAUGUCGUGUCGAUAUGUUCGCCUUUUACCUUACACAUGGCAUGAACAUAUUUCCCUUCGUAUGGAGUUCUUUGGAGAACUCCUUGGCCCUAUCCAGGAUGGUAGCCCUCUAGGCCUAGAAAGUGGGGCAAUCCCAGAUUCGAGCCUGACAGCUUUUAGUGAGUACAACGCCAACCACGGUCCGCGUCGAGCGCGGUUAAACAUGGCUAAAGUCGGAGCCCUGACUGGAGGAUGGUCUGCCAAAACAAACGAUUUGAACCAGUGGAUUCAGGUUGAUCUUUUAGCUACGUACAGCAUCGUAAGAGUGGCAACACAAGGUCGUGAGGAUUAUUCCCAGUGGGUAACCAGCUUCAAGAUUGCCUGCAGUAUGGAUAGUGUUACCUUUGAUACAGUUAAAGACCCCACUAACACCGACAACGACAAUAUCUUUCCCGGCAAUAGUGAUCGAAACACCGUGGUUUACAAUCGCUUUCCCGUGCCAAUGUCGUGUCGAUAUGUUCGCCUUUUACCUUACACAUGGCAUGAACAUAUUUCCCUUCGUAUGGAGUUCUUUGGAGAACUCCUUGGCCCUAUCCAGGAUGGUAGCCCUCUAGGCCUAGAAAGUGGGGCAAUCCCAGAUUCGAGCCUGACAGCUUUUAGUGAGUACAACGCCAACCACGGUCCGCGUCGAGCGCGGUUAAACAUGGCUAAAGUCGGAGCCCUGACUGGAGGAUGGUCUGCCAAAACAAACGAUUUGAACCAGUGGAUUCAGGUUGAUCUUUUAGCUACGUACAGCAUCGUAAGAGUGGCAACACAAGGUCGUGAGGAUUAUUCCCAGUGGGUAACCAGCUUCAAGAUUGCCUGCAGUAUGGAUAGUGUUACCUUUGAUACAGUUAAAGACCCCACUAACACCGACAACGACAAUAUCUUUCCCGGCAAUAGUGAUCGAAACACCGUGGUUUACAAUCGCUUUCCCGUGCCAAUGUCGUGUCGAUAUGUUCGCCUUUUACCUUACACAUGGCAUGAACAUAUUUCCCUUCGUAUGGAGUUCUUUGGAGAACUCCUUGGCCCUAUCCAGGAUGGUAGCCCUCUAGGCCUAGAAAGUGGGGCAAUCCCAGAUUCGAGCCUGACAGCUUUUAGUGAGUACAACGCCAACCACGGUCCGCGUCGAGCGCGGUUAAACAUGGCUAAAGUCGGAGCCCUGACUGGAGGAUGGUCUGCCAAAACAAACGAUUUGAACCAGUGGAUUCAGGUUGAUCUUUUAGCUACGUACAGCAUCGUAAGAGUGGCAACACAAGGUCGUGAGGAUUAUUCCCAGUGGGUAACCAGCUUCAAGAUUGCCUGCAGUAUGGAUAGUGUUACCUUUGAUACAGUUAAAGACCCCACUAACACCGACAACGACAAUAUCUUUCCCGGCAAUAGUGAUCGAAACACCGUGGUUUACAAUCGCUUUCCCGUGCCAAUGUCGUGUCGAUAUGUUCGCCUUUUACCUUACACAUGGCAUGAACAUAUUUCCCUUCGUAUGGAGUUCUUUGGAGAACUCCUUGGCCCUAUCCAGGAUGGUAGCCCUCUAGGCCUAGAAAGUGGGGCAAUCCCAGAUUCGAGCCUGACAGCUUUUAGUGAGUACAACGCCAACCACGGUCCGCGUCGAGCGCGGUUAAACAUGGCUAAAGUCGGAGCCCUGACUGGAGGAUGGUCUGCCAAAACAAACGAUUUGAACCAGUGGAUUCAGGUUGAUCUUUUAGCUACGUACAGCAUCGUAAGAGUGGCAACACAAGGUCGUGAGGAUUAUUCCCGGUGGGUAACCAGCUUCAAGAUUGCCUGCAGUAUGGAUAGUGUUACCUUUGAUACAGUUAAAGACCCCACUAACACCGACAACGACAAUAUUUUUCCCGGCAAUAGUGAUCGAAACACCGUGGUUUACAAUCGCUUUCCCGUGCCAAUGUCGUGUCGAUAUGUUCGCCUUUUACCUUACACAUGGCAUGAACAUAUUUCCCUUCGUAUGGACUUCUUUGGAGAACUCCUUGGCCCUAUCCAGGAUGGUAGCCCUCUAGGCCUAGAAAGUGGGGCAAUCCCAGAUUCGAGCCUGACAGCUUUUAGUGAGUACAACGCCAACCACGGUCCGCGUCGAGCGCGGUUAAACAUGGCUAAAGUCGGAGCCCUGACUGGAGGAUGGUCUGCCAAAAUAAACGAUUUGAACCAGUGGAUUCAGGUUGAUCUUUUAGCUACGUACAGCAUCGUAAGAGUGGCAACACAAGGUCGUGAGGAUUAUUCCCAGUGGGUAACCAGCUUCAAGAUUGCCUGCAGUAUGGAUAGUGUUACCUUUGAUACAGUUAAAGACCCCACUAACACCGACAACGACAAUAUUUUUCCCGGCAAUAGUGAUCGAAACACCGUGGUUUACAAUCGCUUUCCCGUGCCAAUGUCGUGUCGAUAUGUUCGCCUUUUACCUUACACAUGGCAUGAACAUAUUUCCCUUCGUAUGGAGUUCUUUGGAGAACUCCUUGGCCCUAUCCAGGAUGGUAGCCCUCUAGGCCUAGAAAGUGGGGCAAUCCCAGAUUCGAGCCUGACAGCUUUUAGUGAGUACAACGCCAACCACGGUCCGCGUCGAGCACGGUUAAACAUGGCUAAAGUCGGAGCCCUGACUGGAGGAUGGUCUGCCAAAACAAACGAUUUGAACCAGUGGAUUCAGGUUGAUCUUUUAGCUACGUACAGCAUCGUAAGAGUGGCAACACAAGGUCGUGAGGAUUAUUCUCAGUGGGUAACCAGCUUCAAGAUUGCCUGCAGUAUGGAUAGUGUUACCUUUGAUACAGUUAAAGACCCCAAUAACACCGACAACGACAACAUCUUUCCAGGCAAUAGUGACCGAAACACCGUGGUUUACAAUCGCUUCCCUGAGCCAAUGACGUGUCGAUAUGUUCGGCUUUUACCUUACACUUGGCAUCAACAUAUUUCUCUUCGUAUGGAGCUCGUUGGAGAACUCCUUGCAUCAACUGAAGCAUCAACAACCUUGAAGACAUCAUGUAAAGGAGCUAUCGCUAUGAACGCUUCGCCCAGAACAUGUACAAAGCCCAUACAGCUGUUUACGAUUCUAUUCGGGGUCGUACUACGAUGGCUUUACUGAAUGGUACAAGCUAUUACGAGCACUUAACACGCAGUUACGAGUACUUUACGAAUAGGUACGUAUACUUUACGUAUUCUUACGUAUUGUUUACGAUUUUGGAAAACGUAUGAAAUCUACAA